ACCGAGGAGGAAGUGGCGCGCGAUUGUUUAAAAACUGUCAAACGACCAGCUUUAGGGGAAAUGUGAAUGCUAACGAAGUGGAAACAGAUUUGACACGCUGCUCUUUUCCCACAUUUUCGUGGAAGAUGUCGUUUGUGAGAGUGGGUCGAACACAACAGCAGCAACACAGCAGAGGGAAAAGGCCUGUUCGCCUCAGGAAGACGACAGCAGCUCCUAAAAAAGACUGGGUGAGCACUGUCAAUGACCUGUCAGUGCACAAGCUGUCACCUGCAGAGCUGAGUCAUCGGCAUGAGAUUCAUAAGUCCCACAACAGGGCUGCAGCUCAAUGGGAGCUGAAAGAGAAAGCUCUGAAAAGCCGUUUCAAACAUGCUGGGAGUCCUGCACCUCUGGACCAGGCCAGUCUUAGCAUCAUCAGGGAGGUGUUUUCUGACCAGCUGCUGCUGCAGGAUGUGCUGGCUCGCUCUGACAGAGCCAUGGCUGUGGUCAAGGACCUGUUUGGAGAUGCUCCUCGCAGGCAGACUGGGCAUCCCAGUGUGACCAUGGCUCCAAACUGUGACUCUGACUCAGAACUGCCUGUUCUCCAGAGACCAGAUCCUCCCACUCAGCUGUCAUUGCUCAGCCAGUCCAUGAUGGACCAGCAGGCCUUAAAUGAACUACAUGCUUCAGAAGAACACGACAGAGAUGAAGAUGCGAAUCCUUCAGAUUAUUAUCUCAUCAAAAGGACCAAUGUACGAAAAAAGAAGACACAGUCUCGUAGAGUCCAGGGACACAGAGAUGAUAUUCCUUCAACCCCCUGCACAUCGGGCCGAGCACCAGCCCAAACAGCUCUCAAUGCCACACUGGCUGUUCAGCGUGUUCGGACCAGCCAUAAGCAGUCAGAGGAAAUCGAGGAAGAACAGUCUGUCCUGGUUACUCAUGUCCUGAACCCUGACUUGCCUUCCCACCAGCCAGGAAGGACCAGUAAUGGAGCCAGCAAGAUUAGGAAGUGUAUUUCUCAGAGUUCAGAGCUGAGUGGCUCCUCUGUUGCAUCUCUCAGUGGGGACCAGUCUAGUCUGGGUCUGCUGCAGGCCAUGUUGUGUCAGGUGGAGGCAGAUGUGGACUCUCUGAGUCCUGACACGGCACCAGGGUCCGCGCAGAGUCCAAAACAGCACAGAACACAAAGCCUCACUGGAUUCUCUGUUGCAUUGAUCAACACACUGGGACGAUUAGUGCAUCACCACAAACAGACUGAUGAGAAAGUGCAGAAAGAAGCUCAGGAGAGGAGAAAACUGGAGGAGGAGCUGAGAGAGCAGCGUGGCCUGAUCGAUGCUCUCACUGCAGAGACUAUGACUCUGAGAGAAGAGGCUGGCGUCCUGCAGGCAGGUUUGCAGCAGCGGAUCACAGAGCUGGAGGACAAGUUGGACGCUGUGAUGUUGUUGAUUGGGGGACUUGGUUUACUGGAGGCGCAGACGAACAUACCCCAGAACUCUGAUGUCAAAGCUACAGUUAGUCAGUCUGCACCUGUUCCUGAGCGAAUACAAGCCCCAGUUCCUUCUGCCGUCCUGCUCUCCCCUCCUCGACAGACGGAUAACUGGCAACACGUUCCUGGUAACGUGACUCAUCCCACGUCACAAUACCAUCAGCUUCCUCCUGUGGAUAACCUCUACUCUUGUGAGGACGUCCACGCCCAGAGCUCUAGCUCUAGCCUCGCGAGCCUCCCUCUCGUCAGCCUUCCCUCAACCUCCUCACUCUCUCUGACUUCUUCUGACCCUCUGGCCAUCCUGGCUGAGAUCGCUCAGCUGAGCAGACAGAAUGACCUGAUCAGGGCUCAGCUGAGCCAGGCUAAGACUCUCCGCUCAGGUGUCGGAGGAUCGCCUGACAGUAGCGUCAGCGAGCGGAGAAGACUGAGCUCUGGUAGCUCCGGAAAAAUGACACCUCCAAUUGUUGGGGAGAGGAGGACGUCAGGGUCCGGCAGCACACGGAGACAGAACCAGAACGUCCUGGUUACAGAUGGACACACAGUGGCUCAUCAGACAACAUCUCCCAACACCUCUAGCGCAAACAGUGUGGAACAGCGUCUCCUAGAGCUGAACAGGCAGAGUGCAGCAGCCAGGAGUCGGCUACUGGAGCUCAUUGAGCAACAGAAACACAGUGUUUCGUCCAAAGUGUCUCCCUCUGUCUCUCCCAUCCCUCCGUCUGCCUUCAGUCCACAUAGAGCAGAAAGUCCAGAAGUGUCGCUGCUGCUGCUGCCUGCACAGGAGCCUCAGUCACAGGCUGUUGGUGGUGAGAGACGAUAUGCUAGUCCAGAGGGAGAAGCGAGGGAAAGUAAAACACAGAGAGAGCGACAAGGGUGCUUUGCCUUAUCUGCUCACAUGAGAUGACAAACUUGAUUUCUAUCAAAUCCUGUCUUAAAGUAUUUAAUAACAUUAAUAUGUAUUUUAAUAACAAAAUGGCUUGAUUUUAAUGGAUUUUUUUUUAAUCGGACCUAAUAAAAGCACUGUUUAUGUACAAACGUC
Molecule: messenger RNA, 2495 nt
Organism: Solea senegalensis (Senegalese sole)
Lineage: Eukaryota; Metazoa; Chordata; Actinopteri; Pleuronectiformes; Soleidae
Gene: spice1
Product: spindle and centriole associated protein 1
Exons: 18
Coding region: 126-2360 (744 amino acids)
Biological process (GO): mitotic spindle assembly; metaphase chromosome alignment; regulation of centriole replication
Cellular component (GO): centrosome; spindle; centriole
Source: RefSeq, a predicted model, not a curated record